GGAGAACAUAUAUGCAUAUUUGUAAAAUGAUGAACAAGAACAAAACAUGAAAGUCGUCAUCAUCAUCAUCAAUAGAGCUAAAGGGUUAUCUCAUCACAUAUAUAUACCCAAGCUUCCCCUUUCCUAGGGCUGGUUUUAUGGCACCGCCUUUCUGACAGUUGCUGUUCUGUUUUCUAGACCAUCGCCACUGUCCAUCGCCAAAACCACCAUUUUUAAUCAAGCUUUCUCUCUCUAGAACUUUUUUUUUCCCUACUUUUGCUUGGCAUAAAAGUGAAGCUUUUAAAUUUGCUUUUUGUUCUUGUUCAAUUCGCACAUGUUUUUCAUCAGAAAGAUAAGUUCUUUUUAGAUCUCGAUGAGUUAUUUUGUGGUUGCAAAAGGAAGAACUUCAUAAAGAUCGAGACAAGAUAGACUUUUUAAUACUCUUUUUUUUUUUUUUUUUUUUAAGUUUCACCAUAAUCAUAACAUCUUCAUCAUCAUCACGUAUGAACUGAAAUGGCUGAAGAAGAGAAGAUCAUCAGAGGGAGUAAUACUAUGGUCGACGACUCUACAGAUAAUUACAAUUGUUACUCUGAUGAUGAUCAUCAUCAUCGUGUGAAUUCAUGUAGUAACCGUAAUGCUACAACUACCUUUGAAACAAGCCCUUUAGAGAUCUUCAACUACGAGUCACACAACUCGGUGAGUCACAACUCACCGAUGUUCUGGAAAGACCCUUCUUCUCCUCCUUCUUCCAAACCGAUCACUGAUUCAGAUUUCUAUCAUUUUGAUGAGUCGUCUCUGCAAAGAUGUGUGUUUCCUUGUGCACCGAAUGAAAGGCCAAGUCAAGGUCUCUCUCUUUCUCUCUCUUCAGCUAACCCUCCCACCAUAGGAAUACAACCAUUUGAGCUUGUAAGACCACAAGAACAUCAUUAUGAACAUCAUCACCACCAGGGGUAUUUUGGAAAAUCCAUGAGUAUGGAUCAUGACCAACAUCAUCAAGACAUGAUGACUCAAGAUGGGUUUUUGGGAAGACCUGGAAACAUCAUUAACAGUAGUGGCGGCGAUGGUGAUAUUGAUGGUGGUGGUGGCGGCGGUUCUCACUAUAACCACUAUCAAAGUGCACAGUACAACUUAAGAACUUCGAGAUACUUGGUUGCAGCACAAGAGCUUCUCAACGAGUUCUGUAAUCUUGGAUCAAAGCAAAGCGAUCAUUCACCAAAAGCGAAGGGUGUAGACACAACAUCAAAUCAGUGGCAAGAUACACAUGAUAACUUGAAUAAUGCUAGUUCUUCAAAAACCAAAUCUUUAUCUUCUAUUGAACUUAUGGAAUUGCAAAAAAGAAAAACGAAGCUUCUCCAAAUGCUAGAAGAGGUUGAUAGAAGAUACAAGCAUUACUGUGAUCAAAUGAAAGCAGUUGUAUCAUCAUUUGAAGCAGUGGCUGGUAAUGGUGCUGCAAAGGUUUACUCAUCCUUGGCUUCAAAGGCAAUGUCAAGGCAUUUUAGGUGUUUGAGAGAUGGGAUUGUGAGUCAGAUCAAGACGAUGAAGAUGGCAAUGGGAGAAAAAGACGUUUCUGCCCCUGGGUCGAGUAGAGGUGAGACUCCAAGACUUAGGGUUCUUGAUCAAACCCUAAGGCAACAAAGAGCUUUUCAACAAAUGACCAUGAUGGAUAGCCAUCCGUGGAGGCCUCAACGAGGAUUGCCUGAGCGAUCUGUUUCUGUUCUUCGUGCGUGGCUAUUUGAGCAUUUUCUUCAUCCGUAUCCUAAUGAUGUUGAUAAACACAUUCUUGCACGACAAACCGGUCUCUCUAGAAGUCAGGUAUCAAAUUGGUUUAUUAAUGCACGAGUGAGGCUGUGGAAGCCCAUGGUAGAGGAGAUGUACAUGGAAGAAACAAGAACAAAUCAAGAAACCAUGGAAGGAACCUCAGAUGGGUUUAAUCCAAACCCACAAAUGGACCAAAAACCGACUGCUGAUGAGCUUGUUAGAAUAGAUUCCGAGUGUCUUUCUUCCAUCAUCAACCACCCUGAAAAGAUGGAUCACCAACGACCAAAAACCAUAGAUCAUGACUUUCACCACUCUUUUCCUAGGGUGACAAAUUCAUUUGGUGCAGUGGAGCUUGACUUUUCGUCCUACAACAGUCAUCAGAAUAUUGGUGGAGGUGGUGGUGGCAGUGGUGGAGGGGUUUCUUUGACUUUAGGGCUGCAACAACAUGAUGGUGAUGCCGGAGGUGAUGGUGAUCGUGGUGGUGGUGCUGCUGGAGUGAGUUUAGCUUUCUCACCUACUUCACAAGGUUCACUAUUUUACCAUCGUGAUCAUAUUGAAGAUUGUCAAACAGAAGUUCAGUAUUCUUCUCUUUUGGAAGGCGAUCAAGGACAGAACUUGCCUUACAGGAAUUUGAUGGGAGCACAACUUCUUCAUGAUUUGGCUGGUUAAGAUUUGAGAACAAUUAUUUAUUAAAAUAGUUCUAGCCAUAUAUAAAUAUUUAAAUUGAAAAGAAAAUACGGGGCUUAUAAUUUUCAAUUCUAG
This is a messenger RNA of Lactuca virosa, 2499 nucleotides long. NCBI's taxonomy places the organism in Eukaryota, Viridiplantae, Streptophyta, Magnoliopsida, Asterales, Asteraceae. The record is from the annotation of a GenBank genome assembly.